CGGAAGUACUUCCGCUAUUGUGUUCGUCGAUCGAACAUUUGCUAAGAUUUUAUCAGAAUCGAACCAUAAAUGAAAUAAUUUCACAGAAGGUAAAAUGUGAUAUCUGAAAGGAUUUACUGUGGUAAGGCAUGGGGAGCCGUGGACGGCGAUCGAACGGUGGAAGAGAAGGGUAAGGCUUUUAAAAGCUGAUACCAAACCUCAGGAUUCAUUGAGCUUACUUUUCAGUACUUAUUAGAUCUAACCCUUUCUAUGACAGACUGACAAAACAGCCUCGAUUUUUUCUCAUCAAAGUACUAUCCAGACCUAUUUCAAAGACUACUUGGUCUCACAAGAUGUCUCUGAAACAGUCCGCAGUCUUCGUUACGCUCCCGAACAGACUUACACUGAAUAUAAACAUUAAACAACGAUGUCAACAAAGUGCAGUUUUGAUUAAAAGUAAGCUCUUAAAGCGUAUAGCUGAAGCAUUGAAAUACCGAGUAAUAAUUUCUACGAAAAAAUCUUUUCAUUACGGCUUCAAUCAGAGCUGGACACUCAAGUGCAUAUCUAAAAUUAGUUUAUUCUUGUCGAGGCACAAAUAAAACCUUAAACCAUAUGCAUCAAUCCUGUCUACAACUUUAUAUAUUUUUUGUUAGUCUGAAAUGUCAUAUGACAUUUCAGACUAAUAAGUUUGCACAUUAAAAGCUUUAUCUGUCUGCAGAUAACGCUGUUAUUGCGGCAAAGUUCUCUCUCUUCAGUAUACACCGUCACUGAAUGACCUGUCUUUGAUAUACUAUGGAUGAAUAUAAAUUACAAGAAUGACUCGGUCAUUACCGCUUAGGUCACCUAGCGAAAUUGAGGUGUCGAUUGCUGAUAUUUCCUUAAAUAUUGGUUGGAAAACACAACUGUAAGCCGGUAGAUGAAAAGGGUCUUGAUGGCAGUUGGUCUCUCAGUCUGCAAAAGGCUGCACUGAGGUCAGUGAUGAUCAUGACUUCUCAUCCUUCACAGAGUGGCUUACAAUCGUCUCCAACAACAUGGAGCGGGAACAAAUGGUGAAUUUGUUACCGUCCCAAAUAAUCUGAAAGGUUACGUCAUCGGGAAGGAUGGGUGUACUAUUAAAGAGAUCAUGAAGUCAUCAGGCGCGAAGAUCACAUCACCGCGAAGGCAGGACGAUGGGUUUUUAGUCAAAGGUGAUGCUGGACAAAGAGAAUAUGCUAAGAGGCUUAUAUUAGAGAAAGUGGUAAGUGCAAUGUGUAAUGAUAGCAUAGUAAGAAUAUUAUUUCUGUGUCAAAUGGAUUGAGUAGACCAUUUCCUUUUACUGCGAACAUAUAAAUUGAGUAUGAUUUAUCAAAUCACAAGAUCAGUACAAGUCUAGAAAUCAGUAAUAUAUAAAAGACAGAGAUAACGAAACUCUGGAUCCACUUCGAUUAAAAGUCGUCAUAAAACAAAAACAGAGUUAAAAACCGGCUAUUUACAGGACAAAUGGAAGGAUGCAGAUUUACAACUUAGACUGACUGAAGCAAAACAUUUCGCUUUUUGUGAAGUGCAAUAUUGAUCAUUAAUCUGUUAAUUGUCAGCUUCUCUUUGAACCUUAUGGAUUAGCACUGUGUACAAAUAUCAUACUUCCGGGUUUAAUAGGGUAGACGUGAGGACGCAAAACAAUUACCUUCGUAUUUUCCUCUACAGCACGAAUUACAGAUCAAGAAAUUAGAGAUAGCUCAGACUUUAGAAUUGGUCGAAAUUCCAAGCGAAUGCAAAGGCUUUGUGAUAGGUAAAAGAGGAGAGAACCUCAGACAGAUCAGCAGUCAAACAGGAGCAGACUUGAUACUUAAAGAUGGUAAUGUGUACCUGGCCAGCGGAACAGAAGAACAAAGGCAACAUGCUAAACAACAUAUCAGAGAAAUAGUGGUGAGUUGUAAACAUCAGGCCUUAAUGGACCUCUUUGGCUUGUGUUUUUCUUUCCCAAUAGAGUUCCUAAUGUUUUCAUAAAUUAUGCGUAGAUAUACACAUGGAUGAGACGAAAUUUGAAAGAAACAUUCCUCUAGAGUAUUAUCAAAUGACCUGUGCUGGAAAAACAAAACAUACAAGCUAAAGAGAUCUAUUAUUGAGACCGGCGAGAACACAAACCAGAGAACAGAGAUUGAUGAGAACACAGUCACCCCAUGCAUGUAAGGUAAUCCGCAUUACGGAAUCCAAAAAAUAUGUGCUUGUGGAAUCGGGAAUCCUGGGCUUUGAAAUCCGUAACCCAGCUCAAGGAAUCCGGAAUCCAUGGAGUCCGGAAUCCAGUAACUGGAAUCCGCAAUCCACAAGGUGGAAUCCAGAAUCCAAGAUUGUCUCUGAUUACCUUACAUGGGGUGAGUGAACUGUCAGCUAAAAUUGUCUUUUACGGCAAACAUCCGGCCCCGAUUACACGAGACAGGUGGGAACCCGAAACCAGUUAGACGUAAGAUCACUCUCACUGCUAAUGCUUGCUUCUGCUAUUGUAGAUAUGGGUCUCUGCCAGACUAGUUUCAUGUAAGAAGACCCAUUUAAAGUUGUACCGGUCUUGUAAGUUCCUCAAUGCAGCCGUUCAGGUACUUACUUUCAUCGUUCAGAUUCCUCCCGGUGUAGUUUUAUACUUCCCGUGUUUUUGAGGGUGUAAUGCCUUCAAAACAGUACCGUUCCUUUGACUUAUCAUGGGAGAGAAAAAUCACCAAUCUGCGAAUACGUACGUACAAGCUGUUAGGAUUAGCCCACUGACUUAACGACUAUUUAUACAUAUGGGUACAUUUAAGCUUUGCAGAAAGUAUUUAAAAUAACACUCAUAAACAGUUUACGCUUUAAUUUGUUCUCUGGCAUAAAUGCAGAGGAGAAAAUCAGAAGAAAACGCUCCCCCCGGAGAAUUAGUAGUCAUUCCACGCGACUUCAAGGGAUUAGUCAUGGGCUCAGGGGGAUACAACCUCAAUUUCAUCAGCACGAAGACAGGAGCAAAACUGAUUCGCAAAGGUCGUGAAGCGUACAUAGUCAGUGGCACCGACAAACAGAAGGAACAGGCCAGACUGCACAUUAAAGCAGCCAUAGUAAGUAUGUUGGAAUACCUUAAUUGCGUUAUUUAGAAAAAUUUAUAUCUCGGGCAAGUAGUCAGAGGUGAACUCAGGCCUUCAAUCUAUUCACACCAUAGAAGAUAGCAGCUAGUUAAACAGUUUGCAAGAAACAGCGCUCAAAAUUUGUCUCUAGGCUGGAGGAAUAAUCAGAGGUUUAGAAAACGAAUUCGUCAAGCCUUGUGUCUACAUUGAUGACUGGAAUCUCCCUGAGGAUUGUGAAGUUAAACUGAAGAGCUUGGCGAAAAAGGAUCGUACGGUACAUCCAAGUUGGGACACUCAGUACAGGCUUAUACCGUCUGAUCACGAUGGGCCACAGGUUUGCAAGCAUUUUUUGGUAUUAUUUUGCCAUGCGUUGUUAAUAUCACAUUUUAGCUAAGUUUCCCAGUCUAAACUACUUUUUGUGUACUGCACGUAUGUAAACUGUCAUUUCUGAAAGGAGUACAAGGAGUUACAUUCAUCCUAGCUUUUCUCUCUCUCUGUUUUUUAAUCCUUUUUAUUACAAUUACUGUACUAAAAAAGAUAAAACAGCCAGCUUUUUCAAUGGCUAGCUGAAUUCAGAGCGGUUUUGAAGCUAGCAAACCAGACCAUUUAACAUUGUACUUAGUCUCCACACAUCCAAUUUUGCUACUGCCCACUUGUCCAACAGAUCAGUACACGGAGGCGGCUUACUUACAGUACCUACUUACCUACCUAAUAUUUUUUAUAUAUAUUUUUCAUAAUCUACUUCAAAUAAGGUGACUUAAUUGUUUUUAUAUGGGGUUGCUGUUACUCUUUAACAAAUCGUCCUUAUGGGCUUUUUUAUCAUUGCUAUGUCCAUCACUUAAUUUGUUGCCAUUAAAUUGUAAUAAAACUUGUCUUUGUUUAGGUGUCCUCCAUUUCCAGUUCUGUCGACCCACCCUAUUUGUCACACCUUAUGGUGGACGCUUUGAAGUCUCUUCAAAACAUAAAGCAGCAAAUGAAGACAAAAGAAUAUCGUAAGGCCGAUAUGUGGUGUCACUUUGGAACAGCAAACAUCCGGGGACCUGACGAAGGUACCGCUUUAUUUCAGUCAUCCCCACAACAUAUGCAUGCAGACUCGUGACUUAAGUGUAUUAACUCGUGACAAUUAAGUGUAUGUAAGGAUAAAGCCAUACAUUGAAUUAAAAUUGAAUAACUUGAAGUGAGAUCAGUAGCGCGGAUCAAAGUUUCUGGUCUAAAGAGACGUUAAAGCACGCUACGGAAAAUUCAGACACCUCGUAAGUGCAUAGUAAAACUUAUUUGAUGUUUAAAAUGUCUAAAAUCAGAAACGAUCCAAAGUCAGGGGCGCAGCAAGGAAUUUUCCAGACGUACGCACAAUUUUCCAAAUCCGCCUGCUCCACCUGAUUCGCCUUCUUUCCCACCCCACUCCCCCCCAACGUCCAAAGUUGUUUCCAGGUGCCUUGACUUUAGAUGAGGUCUUGGAGUCCCAAAACUAUCCUGCAUGGCUAAAGUUGAAACGUUUUGUGAUGUAAACACUUCCUUGUGACCUUAUAAAAUGCAUAACUCCUGGCCAUAUGAGUGAGGGGCGCUACACACAGAUCACUUUUUAAAAUAAUUAUCUUACAUUCUUUUGCGUUUUUAUUACGUUUUUAAAACUUGUUUAUUUCACUUUUCGUCUGACCCUCAACUUUUUCAGUUACGCAUGUGCGUACCGUGCGUACAGGUGGCUACGCCCUUGCAGGUUGUAUUUGCUUGCAAAGUUAUACAAAGAAAUUGCACGUUAACCAAACAAACAACUCAUGGUUUCUGAAUCUGCAGUCAUACAGUCACUUCGACGUACUUUUUUAUUUUGUCAGAGGAAGCUGAGGAAGGAGAGUGGACUAUCAAAGAGGUAGUAGAGAGGUUUCAGUCAGACGACGAGAGAAGUCCCUGGAGAACUUCACUCAAAGGAGGAGUUGAUCUGGAUGAAAAAACCUGGAAAGGAAUCAGUUCCCGCGAAAGCACUACGAACGGAAACAUGGAUUAUGUGGCAAGAUAUGACUUGACUUUUUUAAUGCCACUUGGAUAUGAAAUACGAUUCAAGGUAAGGGCUCCAGUUGAUUGAACAUAACAUAUUCGUCCAAAAAAAUUGUAAAUUGUAAUUAGUUUACCCACGGAUCACUAAGGAGUUCAUAAGAACUCGUUGAAACGUGUCCGUGCGUUCCAGAUCGAAUUGGAAUUUGAAAGUGUUAGUUUUUAAGGAGAGGGGAAAACCGGAGUACCGGGAGAAAAACCUCUCAGAGCAAGGGAGAGAGCCAACAACAAACUCAACCCACAUAUCAUAUCAUAUCUUCUAAUUAUUGCUUGAUGCAUGCAGCAUGUCAGUGGAUGCGUUUGAAAUCCUUCUUUCGACGUAAUUCUUACGACACCAUCCAACAGUGUUGGAUGGGUCUUUGAUGAAUGUCGUCUUUAUCAGGCGAAUGUUCGAUCUAACUAUCAGUCACGUGUUGAUCAUCGUACAGCACGUGAUCAUCAUUCUUGAAUGAUGUUGGGACAACUUGUUUGAUACAUCAAAUUGCACCCUAGGCUCGAACUACAGACUUUCACCAUUCCCAUUCAAUAUUCCACGACUAAGGGAUACCAACUUAGUUUAUCUUAGUUUAACAAGGGCUACGACGCCAUGCAUGUUGUACUCUGUCCACUGAUUGGAUAACUAUACUAGGUUUGGACAUUUCAUAAUUCGGAUCUACCCAUUUACUGACCCAUCUAGUCCAAUUAGGACCAGAUCCUUGCAGAUAAAACCUCUCCCAGGACAACCGAAGAGAUCUUGGGCUUUAAUCGCCAAUCCAGAGGAACGGAAACAGAAUGGUUCUAAAACUUGUUUGAUGAGAAUUAGUGCCUAGGGGAAUUUCUGAUAUUUUGCCAGUAAUGAUUUCCUCUGUAAACAUCCCGUGCCUUUUUGCUUUUACCGUGUUACUAAGAUCGCUAAUAAUACCAGAAAAAGACCCUCAAUCCAAAAACAAACCGGAACAAAGGUUUAAGGUUUGUUUAUAGUGGAACGUGCACUUAGCUUUUCGAGCUAAUUUACAGACAUUCCACUCGAAUAAUAACAAAGUAAUAAUUUGAAUAUAACGAAACAGUGGAAGAAGGCAACCAGUUGGUUACAUACAAGCGUGACCGAGGAUUUGAACUCGGGACGACCCAGAACAAAUCCAGCAACUCGCGAAAACGAUACUCAAACCCGGGCCGGGAUCGCCGGAUCGCGAGUACGAUGCGCUGGACACUCGGUCAGGCUACCUCCCUAAGCUUUGCUCUUCUUCACAGGUAUGGAUCACAAGGAGCAACACUGGUAAAAAGUUGGAAGACAUUCCAAUUCCUUUUAAUGAUGUGAAGAACAUCCUGGACGAAAUACACUUUGAAGACGAGUUUACGCGAUCACGGUGUCGAGGAUGGCUGGUACUUCCAUCUAGAAAAUAUCUUCAGGCAGAUAUUUUGUUUCCUGGUUGCGAGUUUGACUGCAGGCUCACUAUUCGUGGGCGGAUGGGUAUGACUUGAAUUGAAACAUUUAAAAAAGGUGGCAAAAAUAAUCGUAAUAAUCAGAAACAUAUGAGACUUUUAGUGGAAUCGUUAUUUGAUGGUUUUAGUGGAAUCCUUACUUGAUGGUUUUAGUGGAAUCGUUAUUUCAUGAUAUUUGAGUGGUUAAAAUUACUUUGAACAUUUAUUGAGAGUACAGUUUAGCUGUCGUCAGCUAUUGUAUUACGAGAGGGAAACCUAUGUCGUAGCCACCCUUUGUCCCGACAAUAAUGUGCAUGUUACCGUACCAGCAUGGCGGACAAACAACCCGACCUCAGGAAUAGACUUUACCAACCCGAGACUUGGCCAGGAAUCGAAUCCGCAACCUUAUACACGCUGUCCAGAUGACCCUUUUCACGGUGUGUCGGUAAUUACCAUGGGUUUAAAAUUACUGUAUUUUUUCCCUAUCCUUAGAUAGCGCACUAAAUGCAGAUUAUGCACCUGAUAGUGAGUCAAGACAAGCAUUAUCUGAAUACUUGUGUAGACUGACUUUAAAAGAUGAAAAUGGUUUUGAAAUCUGCCUCCCAGAGAAGGGUACGCCUGAAGGAUUUCACUUAAUCCACAAUCGCCGGUCUGAAAGAUCUCGUUACGAAAUCUGUCCAGGAUUUACAGUUACUUUUUCCAAGGAGAGCUCUUGGCCUAGCGAUCUUUCAAUGGAGGAGCCGAGGGAAUUGGUAUAAAUUUAAGAGCAUAUUUUUAACAUGUAUUUCGAACUUUGGUCAACUCUCUCAGGAGGACAGGGAACGAACGACGAAGAACGAAGAAGGGCAGGGACCAACUCGAAUGGUCCGCUUUAGGGAGGUGUCUGUCUGAUAAAGAUGCCCGUUCAGAUAGCCCGCACCACAGACGAAACUUAAUUCUGGUUAAGUCCGUCUGCGAAACGGCGCCGAAAUCCUUGUUCUGGGUCCCCAACUGUGUACCUGGAUUUGAGUUCGUGCUAUGAUUGGCCUGUUAAAAAAGUCUUUGUCCAUUUGCCAAUCAGGAUGAAAGGAAAUUCGAAACACACUUCUGGUAAUUCGUUGAGACCAUUGGGGACACAGAACAAGGUUCUCGGCGCUGCUUCGCAGACGUCACUACCCCGGGUUAAAUUACGUCUGCGAUGCAGGCUACCGUUCAUAAAGAGUUGACCGUACUUCAUUAAGAAGAUGGGCCAGAUCUUUUAGGCUCUGUAAAAAAUUUCACCUUGCUUAGAUAUUCGUAGUGCUUAUUCUAUCACUCAUGAUCCCUCAUCGCCAUUUUUAUUGGCAAAACAAAGAUUAGUAGAUGACUUCAACAACACACAUACAUGGACGCACAUUGACCUCACUAUCGGUACGCACGUCCCCUACUAAAUAGAGAACCAUCGAACCAGAACUUUCCAACGGCGUUAAGUUGUCCAUAGAUUUUGUUAGUAGGGUCGUGAUAUAUUCUUCGCUGCUCGUUGUUACAUCUAUUAACCUAUUUUUUUCCUUAACUUUCUUGCAGACCGAUCUUCAUCUGCACUGCAGAGAGUGGGACGAGUUGCUCAAUAGCGGAGAAUGGGAACCUGAACAAAUAACUGCGAAACUUCCAGAGUUUUUCCGGUUUGUAAAGGAAGUGCAACAAUUUGUUCUUCGAGAAAUGCGGAAAAAAACUGAUCAAUAGGGAGUUGUAAGGACACGGGGAGGCCAUUUUGCAUGCGAAAGGUUAUUUGUGUGUGCCUUUAAAACUUGGAAUUUGUGCGACAUGUAGCAUUAGUUGUAAUGCAGUGUAACUUGUUCAAACACGAAACACUUAGGACUUAGAACUCGUUUGUGCGUUCCAGAUCGCGCUGGUAUCUUAAGGAGGGGGCGGAGGAACCAGAGUGCUCAGAGAAAAAUCUCCCAGACAAAGGACGAGAGCCAAGAACGAACUCAACCUACACAUGACGACAACACUGGUACUCGAACUCGGGCCACGUUGGUGGGCUCACACAAUCCUUAUUCCUCACCCAGGCUGAACCUCGUGAGGUUAUUGUUGUUAACGCAAUUGAAUAUUCAACGGAGUUUGAAAGCCCAAUCAUGCAACUCACGACCUUGACUUUGUAAAUAGCUUUUACUCUAAUAAGCACUGAGCAAACAAACAAAUUUAAUUUGAUUAAUUACUCAGUUUCAGAAGAGUUAUCUGUAGGGCGUACGUUCUGACGACCCUGAGGCACACCUACUAUUUGUUACAUAACGACAUCAAGCCCGUGAUCAAAAUUUUGAAGUGCAUGUUACUUCAUAAGUAGUGAACGUUUGCAAUGAAAAUUCAAAGAAAAUUUGUUUUACUUAACUGUAGUAUGUUAAAAAAUAUUUGCUUAUGUUUACUUCAAACAAGCUUUAAACCUUAGAGAAAAGGAAGCUACAGCCGGUUAGUUUCUGCUCGUGAAGUAGUGCCACGUGAUCCGCACACAACGUUGCAUAUGUUGGGAGUAUUAUAUUGGUAGUCAGUCCACACGUGCAUCAGUUGUUAUUUGUGUAUUGUCAAUCACAGCUGGUCGGAACAACUAUACUUG
Molecule: messenger RNA, 9063 nt
Organism: Porites lobata
Lineage: Eukaryota; Metazoa; Cnidaria; Anthozoa; Scleractinia; Poritidae
Source: the annotation of a GenBank genome assembly